AAUGAAUUCAAUAGAUUUCACGAGAUAUGUGUCUCGAUUCUGUUCGCACUGAUAGUGUUGUUGUGGUUCUUCCGUGAGCCGGGAGUGUUCACGGGUUGGGCCGAUCUCAUCAAUAAUAAGGGAACCAUAAAGGACGCGACGCCAGCCAUUCUCAUAGGCAUUUCAUUCUUCAUAAUUCCGUCAAAUUUGAAACAAUUUUAUUCCGAAACCGAAAACAAGAAAAUGGAGACACUAUUGGACUGGAAAACAGUGCAAACAAAGAUGCCGUGGGUAUACUUUUUUCUAACGAAAACCAGAUAUAGGAAUAUCCAGGCGGCCAAUACACAGAUCAACAUUCCCGGCGCCGCGUAUGCGAACCAU
Medioppia subpectinata is the source of this 360-nucleotide messenger RNA. NCBI's taxonomy places the organism in Eukaryota, Metazoa, Arthropoda, Arachnida, Sarcoptiformes, Oppiidae. The record is from the annotation of a GenBank genome assembly.